Messenger RNA from Lineus longissimus, 7289 nucleotides. Its product is annotated as dynamin-1-like. Bases 90 to 2609 code for a protein of 839 amino acids. The record is from RefSeq and is a predicted model, not a curated record. Gene Ontology annotation, cellular component: plasma membrane; microtubule; cytoplasm. Lineage: Eukaryota; Metazoa; Nemertea; Pilidiophora; Heteronemertea; Lineidae. Gene Ontology annotation, biological process: receptor-mediated endocytosis. The transcript is spliced from 21 exons. Gene Ontology annotation, molecular function: microtubule binding; GTPase activity; GTP binding.
UCCGCCAUUUAUAGGAAAUUGAGGAAGUGAUCAGAAAACUGCAUGAAUGUACAUUUCUUGAGGAAGGUAUCACUGAAAACGCCCCCAAAAUGGCCGGGAAUAUGGGGAUGGAACAGCUCAUCCCCCUUGUCAAUAAGCUACAAGAUGCAUUCUCUAGUCUAGGCGUCCCGUUGACGCUUGAUCUGCCCCAGAUCGCCGUAGUAGGAAGCCAGAGCGCUGGCAAGUCGAGUGUGCUCGAAAAUUUUGUUGGGAGAGACUUUCUUCCCCGAGGUAACGGCAUUGUCACAAGACGACCACUCAUCCUACAGUUGAUCAACUGUAAAACUGAAUAUGCCGAAUUCUUACACUGCAAGGGCCGGAAGUUCAGCGACUUUGACAUGGUCCGCAAAGAGAUUGAAGACGAAACUGACAGGGCUACUGGUGCGAAUAAAGGAAUAUCCUCGAUACCCAUUAACUUGAGAGUCUAUUCUCCAAAUGUUCUGAAUUUAACGCUGAUAGAUUUGCCAGGAAUGACUAAGGUGGCUGUUGGUGACCAACCCCCAGAUAUUGAGAUACAGAUCCGUAACAUGCUGAUGGAGUUCAUAACCAAGGAUAAUUGUCUUGUCUUGGCUGUUUCGCCUGCUAAUACUGACUUAGCCAAUUCUGAUGCUCUUAAAAUAGCGAAGGAGGUCGAUCCUCAAGGUAUCCGUACCAUUGGUGUGAUAACCAAACUGGAUCUGAUGGACGAAGGAACCGAUGCCCGGGAUAUCCUUGAGAACAAAUUGCUCCCGCUCAGGAGGGGCUACAUUGGUGUGGUGAACAGGAGUCAGAAAGAUAUUGACGGCAAGAAGGAUAUCAAGGCUGCCUUGGCGGGAGAGAGACAAUUCUUUCUUAGUCAUCCCUCAUACAGACAUGUCGCAGACAAAAUGGGCACGCCAUAUUUACAGCGGGUGUUGAACCAGCAACUGACCAAUCACAUCCGAGAUACACUCCCCCAACUCCGCAAUAAACUACAGUCUCAGCUCCUCUCGAUGGAGAGAGAUGUGGAGGAAUAUAAACAGUUUAGGCCUGAUGACCCGGCCAGGAAAACAAAAGCCAUGUUACAAAUGGUUCAACAAUUUAGUGUCGACUUUGAAAAAAAUAUAGAGGGUUCUGGCUCAGAGAUCAACACCAUGGAACUGUCGGGUGGCGCAAAAAUCAACCGAAUAUUCCACGAGAGGUUUCCAUUCGAAUUAGUCAAGAUUGAGUUUGAUGAGAAAGAACUUCGCCGUGAAAUUAGUUAUGCAAUCAAGAAUAUCCAUGGUAUUAGGACUGGUCUCUUCACCCCCGACAUGGCUUUUGAAACAAUUGUAAAAAGGCAGAUAGAGAAGUUAAAAGAACCAUCAAUCCGCUGUGUUGACAUGGUCGUCUCGGAGUUAUCUAAUGUAGUCAGGAAAUGUACAGAUAAGAUGUCACGCUACCCACGCCUGAGGGAAGAAACUGAACGUAUUGUCAACUCGCAUGUACGAGAGCGUGAACAGAGGACAAAAGACCAAUUGGUUCUCCUUGUCGAGAUACAACUUGCCUACAUGAAUACUAACCAUGAAGAUUUUAUAGGAUUUGCCAACGCCCAGAAGCAAACGGAAGGCAAUUCUGCUAAAAAACGACUUGGAAACCAGGCCAGAAUGCAGGUCAUCAGAAGAGGCUGGCUGACCAAUCACAAUGUUGGAUUCAUGAAAGGUGGCUCGAAGGAGUUCUGGUUUGUUUUAACUGCGGAGAAUCUCUCGUGGUAUAAGGACCAAGAGGAAAAAGAACAAAAAUAUGUCCUGCUUUUGGACGGUAUGAAGAUUCGCGAAGUUGACGGUGGAUUCAUGUCCAGUAAAAAGCGUUCGUUUGUUAUAUUUAAUGAGGAUAAACACAAGAAUGUUUACAAAGACUACAAAACCCUGGAGCUGUCCGCAGAAACGGUGGAAGAUGUGGACAGUUGGAAGGCGUCGUUUCUCCGAGCAGGCGUUUAUCCCGAGAAGUCACAAGAAGAACAGGAAUCCGAAUCGGGACACGGCGAGGAUAGUAUAGGCUCGAUGGACCCGCAGCUUGAGCGGCAGGUCGAGACGAUCCGUAACCUCGUCGACUCGUACAUGAAAAUUGUCAACAAGACAACCAGGGACAUGGUUCCUAAGGCCAUUAUGCAUAUGGUUGUCAACCACGUGAAGGAGUUCAUCAGUGCUGAGAUGCUGGCUCAUCUUUACUCUUCCGGUGACCAGGCGUCCAUGAUGGAAGAAUCGGCCGAGGAAGCCACAAAACGCGAAGAGAUGUUAAAGAUGUACCAUGCGACCAAAGAUGCCCUUAGUAUCAUCAGCGACGUGUCGACAAGCACAACGUCGGUCCCAGUACCUCCUCCAGUUAACGAUGAGUGGUUGAACGUUGGUGGCGGCAGGGCCAAUGGACCCCCAUCGCCGGUUCCAUCUCGACCAACCCGACCAGGGGGGACUGGGCCAUCACGCAAUCCUCCCGCUGCCCCUACCGCUGCUAGGGCAGCCCCCUCAGUACCAUCUCGGCCAGCUCCUCAGGUUCCAUCUAGGCCCGGUGGCAUACUACCACCUCCACUAAUCCCCAGGCCGGAUCCUCCAUACAAAAUAAAGAAAAAAUGAGUACCAUUCCUGAGUGAUUAGUGAGCACAUUUACUAAUUGGUGUCUCUUUCUGUCUAGCAGCAUGUACAUGUAGGGUGGUUGUAUACACAACAAUUUCUGUACUAUUUGAUGGAGUGAAAUUAUAACAAGUGUUGAUAUCGAAAUAUUUAAGAGAAAGUCCAAUACAGUUUCCUGAGAGUGCUGGAAAUACCAAUGUGAUGGCAUUUCGGCCUGAUUGUUUGGUCAAGUUUGGCAUCAACAAUAACUUGACGUUAUCUUCUACAGUAAGGCAAACCUGGGGACCUCAGGCGCUGAUGUUUCCACUGCACCAAUCUGACCACCCAAUUCUGUAGUAUCGGAUGUGGAAACUAUAUUGGGCUUUCUCUCCAUCGCUUACUAGUUAGUUUCUUGAUAAUAGGAUUAGGGGCUAAGUAGGAGAGAGUGCAGCAAGCUUUGGCUUUAGGACUUCUGAAACAACUAACCAUUACCAUCCAUUACGCAGUGGUCUUGGAUCAGUAAUGCAGACGCAUGUAGCAUCUUGCAACUGAACUCUUCAUUCCAUUUACAAUUCACUUCAGACUUGUCCAGAAACCAAAUUGGAGAACUUCUCUCGCCCUUUAAGCGCUUUGCUCUCUAAGCGGUGAUGUGUUAGUAUAGUGUUUUCUUUAUCUCUUGUUUUCAGCCGCCCGGGUGGUAACAGCAUGCCAAGGAUCCCAGAUCGGCCGUCUGUGCCCUCGCGACCGCAAUAGACUCAUUAGACAGACGAUAAAUGUGAUGUUAUGUUCGUUUUCCACAACUAGAACACAUUUGGUUUGAUGUCUAUCUGAGACCAACAUUACUCUCUUUGAAGCUUGACAUUUCUGGAGGGGUCAAAGGUUAGAUUCCUCGUCUGGACAACUUCCUUGGGGUUGUAAUUGAAAUGCGGCCACCAGCUGGUUGAAUUGCAAUCACUGCGACUAAAAUCGCUCCUUUGUGCGACGUUUAUGGACCCACUCCCUUCGAGAAACAAAAGACAUUCCUAGGAUAGUUAAAGGAAUUCCAAGAAAUGUCCUUGUUGUACUAUUUGACAGACAGAGGGCAAGGGCAGAUUAGUAUUUGUAUUGGUAAAGAUUAAAGUUUUUGGGAGUUAAAAUCUCAGAUGGACAUUCUAAAAUACCUUGGUACCGUAAAGUCAACUUUUAAAUGGAAAAUGCAUAAGCCUCGUUCUGAGAGUGGAGUGUUUUGGACACGCAACCAAGAUGCUCUACCAAAGUUCCCUCGGGUUGCACUAAAAUGUGGAACCAUGCACACAGCUCACUUCAGAAGUUUGAGGCUCUCAAAACACUGUUUCAAACACAAAUCAGCCAAGGAAGCAUCAACCACCCUAAGUUUUUUAAUGAGCACUCCACAUAUUUGCUGAGAAAAACGCUCCAAAUAGCCCAUUUGCGCGGAUUUUAGCGUCACUUGAGCGAGCCGAUCCGGACUUCCUAUACGGGCUGCCGUAACAUAAUGUAAACAACGGCGCUACCGGCGCUCCGGGCAGGCGAUGGAUGGAAUUUGCCAAAUUCGCACAUAUUCAAGUUAUUUCGUGGCCUAUCUUUUUAAGUUUGAGGUAUUUUAGAAUAGAAAUUGAACCCUCGGCUUCGGACCUUGGUUGAGUUACCAAGACACUCUCGGGUGGAGCUAAAAUUUCGUCCAAACCCUCGCCUGUCGGCUCGGGUUUGGACUGUAUUUUAGCUCCACCCUCGAGUGUCUUGGUAACUCAACCAAGGUCCUCCGCCUCGGGUUCAAUUCCUUAAUCAAAACUUACCUUGGGAGUCAAUAUAUCAAACUGGUUGAGUAAAAAUAAUUAUGAUAUCAUAAAUUUUAACCUAAUGAAUUUAUAUAUACCAAUACUGAUUAUAGUGAUCACAUCAUUCCAGGCCUAUAGAGGCUGUGUGGGUGUUAGCUGAGACUGGGUAGGCUCACGUAAGACAUCGGCUGACAUUUGUGGGAUAAAAUAUGCUUAUUUUCAGUGUAAAUAUUUUGAAUGCUUGAUCUAGUGAUCGAAAUAGGAACAUUGAAAUCGAGUUCUAUUUUAUCCGCAAAAGUCGUUCAAAACCAUAAUAUGUAUGCAACGAAAUGUAUAGUUUAGUAGCGUAUUUGUGCAAUGUGUGGCGAUUUAUAGUGAAGAUUUUUACUCCCUGUGUACAAGAUUGAAAGUGGAAUAGAAUUUUGUAAGAUUUCUUUGUGAUUGAUGUCUUUCUUGUAACUGGGGGAAAGUGCCAUUUUCAGGAUAGAUAGUUAUUUGGACAGUGAAAAAACCAGGAAGACAACAUAACCUAUUCCGUUAGUCUAAAGUUCUUCUCUGUCCUUAAAUGGUUUUGUGACGAGGCUUUGACACUUUGAUAUUGAAAAAUGCAAGUUGUAGUAACUGGAAAAUGACCUAGUGUCUGUGCUUGCAGCUUUGUAAAUUUGAUUUAUACGCUGAGAAGAAGGCAGUGCCGAUAAUUAUUAAGAAAUAUUCGACUAUUUAUAUUAGAACCGAACGCUAGAAUGUCUAUAUUUGUAAAGUCCAUCUUGACAGGUCAGUUGUGUUUGUGACACGUGCUCCGUACUAUCAAGAUGAUCUGAAUUCUAUUGGGUUCAUCACUUGUUCGUACAUCAUGUGUAUACAUCUGUGCAUACAUCCCGUGAUGUAUACACAUAUACAUGCACAUCACACAUUAACAUCAUGUGUAUAAUACAUCAUACGUACCUCACAUUGGUGUUGUGCUCCUGUAUCUUUGCAUUCAUAUCUUUGCACGUCUUUGUACACAUUACUAAUAUUCGGGCACACUACGUUGUUGUGAGUUUCGUCAUUGCACUUCUUGGCUAGGAUAUGGGUUUUUCUUCAGGACAGGUAAGGUGGAAGAUUCUCAAAAGGUUACAGAGUUUUCUCCAAUAAACUGUGAAACAUAUUGUUGACGAGACUAUUGAUGUCUCCUGGUGGUAAAUUAACCCUUUCACUGCGGGUGACGUGCAUGCCCAUCUAAAAUACAAAUUUACCAGCACGUGGUCACACCCUCUCUAAACACCCCUAAAACACUUGGGAAUAAUUAGUUUCAUCCUAAUACAUGAAUAGUAUAGGUGGUGACACUUUCGAAUAGUUUCGACCGUUCAGUUAAAAGUUAGCUCAGUGUUUAUUCAUGGUAUCGCCUGUUAGCACAUGGCGGCGAUUUAAUAAAACAUGUACGUAGCUGGCCUUGAACAUGCAUGAAUUGUGCAAACCGUGAAAAAAGAGCAAAUUAUUUCUGGUUGGAACAAAAAUUAGGUUAUUGAUGUGCAAAAUGUAUUCAAGAUUUGGACAGUUGUAAGUUAAUAAACAAUAACUUUUGUACACUUAUAAAAUUUGCUGUUCAUAUAUCAGUUUUGAUACAUACAGUGUUGUGUCUUAUGGUGUAGCAGUUUCAGGUAAAAGCAAGUCGAAUAGUUUCUGUUGUCUUGAAAUGGCUAAACUUUGUUGUUUGAAGUGAAGUACGUACUACACAGGGGUAACUAAUUUGGCAGCACUUCCUUGCUCUCCUAGUUAAUGACUGUUAGUAUGAAUAAUGGUAUGAUACCGUAGGAGCAUUCUAUGCAUAAACACCAUCGUCAGUUCAUUCAUUGGUGAAAAAUCGCUGUUAGAGUUCUCCACAGGGUUUUUUCAAGGUAGGGUGGCACCCUUGGACAAAAUUCUAGAUCAGGGUAGGGUGGUAAGCUGCCAAGUUAAUAGGGUGGGUCACCCUGACAAAAGACCUUGUUGUGGAGAACACUGACUGUCUGUCCUGAUAAAACCGUAUGUGCUCGGAGCCUCCCACACACAAAUGCCUUGCUGGAUAGUUUGAUUAGCAGUUGUACGGAAGGCCAUAUUUAAGAUAGAGUUUAGACAGUGUGUAAUCCUGCUUGUUGUUGAUAUACUCAUGAAACCUAUACUGCCUGGUGUAACUUUUACUGAUUUUGCUUUUUUUUGGUCUGGUGUCCUCUUGUUAGUCUCAACUCUGUAGUCCUGUUGGGAACAUCUAUUCAGGUAUAGGGACUUCGGCUACUUUAAGCUAUGGCAAAGAGGUUCUCAUGAAGUAAAAAAGACCAGGGUCAAUAUUUGUGGACUGUUAGGCCCCGUUCGUUGCCAUGGACAUUGUUGAAAUGUGUUAAAGGGAGGCUAUAGCCAGGAACAUGGAGGGCCAGUUAAGUAACAAGAAGUUUCUGUGUCUCUACUAUAUCGCAGUACAUCAAUGCCUGCUCUAUUCGAGGACCAGUACACGUUUUAGGUUACUUGGGUCUGGUUUGACAUCAACACAAUCAACUGGACCCCCAAGCUCCUGUCUAUAACAUGCAUUUUAAGAAUCGACCCAACUUAUGACCAUAACCAAUCAUUUGAAAAUUUGUGAUGGUACCAUUUUUUUGGUGUCAUUGUUCCUUAUUGAAAUUGUUCAUUUCUGUAACUUUCAUUGAAUAUCUGGUCAUGAAUAUAUAUUUGAGGACAUUGAAAAAUCAGCAAUCCCUGAAAGAGUGUUUAGAACACCAGCACAGUGUCUCUCAUUUGGGUCCGUGUCAUGACCCCCCCCCCCCCCCCCAACACUCCUCUCUUUGAGUGUGUAUGUAAUUAAGUAAUAAAGAUGGUAGUUGUACCGGUAACCAUAGUGAUAUGUUAAUACAUGGAUGUACAGUUUGAUUACUGUAUAGAGUUGUCAAUAUGGAAAUAAAUAUGAUGUUUUUGCUAA